Messenger RNA from Jaminaea rosea, 1656 nucleotides. RefSeq lists its product as hypothetical. Bases 1 to 1656 code for a protein of 551 amino acids. The transcript has a single exon. The record is from RefSeq and is a predicted model, not a curated record. Lineage: Eukaryota; Fungi; Basidiomycota; Exobasidiomycetes; Microstromatales.
AUGUUCGCCCCUCGCGCGCGCCAACAAUACGAUGAAAACGCCUCUAGCUUGGCAACUCGCACGCCCGGCCCAUCGCGAUCUCGCCCCGCGCUGAGCCCAGUAAAGGGCAUGGCGACCACCACCGCCACGGGUGGAAAGCUGCAACGUACGCAAUCCAGCAACACCGGCUCGUACUCCGUCAGCCCAAAGAAGCUCUUCAGCGGAGCAGGCAAUGCGACCCCGGGAGGCAGCAAGCUAGGCGGCGGAGUAGGCGGUCGCUUCGCGCUGGGCGACAAGACGAACAACAAGAAGGCUCCCGCAGCAGGGCAGGCGCCCGCCAAGGUAUCGGCAAGUCCAGCCAAGAGCCCCUCAAAGGUACUGCGCCGCCCACCCGUCACACCCGCAGCGGACAAGUCCUAUGCGACCAACAGCGCUGGCCCCUCGACCAAGGGCAAAGGCGUCGCACCAACCAUGCCGCUCCAGACUCCCGCAGCGAACAUCGGCCGCCGCGGAAUGAUGAAGCAACGUCUCGGCGAGAUGAUGGACGCUCAGCGUGCCCUCAAUGGUGGGGACGAAGGGUCAGCCGCCGCGCCUGCGCAGGACGCAGCACCCGAGCAAGGCGAUCCAGCCUCUGCGCUCGAUGAUCCUUACGGCCUCGCUGAGCUGACAGAGGAGGAGCGCUACCCCGAGAUCGAGUAUCAGCCGCCUCCCCUCCCCGCUAGUGUGCUCGAUCAGGACUACGGGAUGGGAGCGCAUGAGAAGCUGGCUGGCCUGCCGAGUGGCAAGGAGCUGGCGCACAUGGGGAGGGGGGCGAGGUUUGGUUUGGCGCAUCUUGUGAGGGAAGAGGAGAAGCCCGCAAUGCUUCCUGAGGCGCCAGAGAUGGCUGCGGAGGCGGACGGAAUGGGCGCGGAAAAGAGACAAAUGGAAAAGGAGGAGCUGUGGAAGAGCAUCGAGCGUGACGAGCAGGAGGAUGAGGAGCGCAUCUGCGGGCGUGCACAGAAGGCGAGCACACCACGUCGCCCGCUUGGGGUCAAGAAUGGCAACGUCGCGGUGACGACAAGGACGCCUCUGGCCCAACAGCAGCGGGGUGCGCCGCGCGUGGGCGGCACGCCGUCCUCCUCAAGACCUGCUAUCAAGUCGGCCACGACUCUCUCAGGCAAGCCGGCGAUCAUGCGCAAUGGCUCUGCAACUACGACGAGCAGCGCUAAGAGCAGCAGCUAUAGCGGGGCUCCUCCGGCCAGGCCAGCUGGAGCGACGAGGCCGUCAGGAGCAGUCGCGACGUCGACGAUGAAGAAGGCGUCAGUCAGCGUGAACAGCUCAAUCCGCCCCGUAGCCCCCUCGCAGCAGCAGCAGCAGCGUCGCCCGCUUGCAGCCACGGCCAAGCCCGCCAGCAGCGCCGUGUCUCGCCCACUCCAGCGCAGCGCAAUCGCCUCUCGUCCCGCACCCGGCAUUUGCGAUCGCUCGUCUACCGCAUCCGCGCCAGCAUCAGCCAAGUCCUCCACAACUCAAGCCGUUGCGGACCAAGAGGAGCCUGACGCUCUCGCCGACUUCGCAGAGGAGCAGGCCCUCGCAGGACUGCGCGAUGAUGCGCUCGGUGAUAACGCCGUUCUGGGGUUGGAGAUGGAUGAGGAUGAGGGGGCUGAGAUGGGAGAGCAGACGCAGGCAGAGGAGCUCUAG